CAUCUGUAAGGAAGCCAUAAAAUGAUUUAAAUGAGCUCUGUUGUGGUAUUGUGUGAGGCAAACAAUGAGGCUCCAUCUGUGCAGGCAACAUGGCUCUGAAUGACGGGAAAAUGGGCAGAUAGGGCUAAUCAAAUGGGACGUGAUAACCCCUUAAAUUGGGAAGGAAAUCUCCCUUCUGUUUGUUUCCCGGUUACAUCAGUGCAGCUCUAUGGGCUGGACCGGAGCCCCUGCAAGCUCCCACACCCACCCCUCAGUGCUGAACUUGAGUCCGCCCAUGUCUGUUUUACCCUACUGAUCGGGAUAGGGUUUCCUUACUGUGCCUGCUGUGCUGGGGGGAGACAAUUGUGUCCGGGACGUUGCACUUUUCCUGAAGCCCCAUACGAAUGAAGCGAGGGAACGGGAGCCGAGUGGAGCAUCGGGAGGACUAUGGAUACCAGUGAGGAUCUAGUUUGAAAGCUCUUUUUGGUUUUACUGGGGACGAUUGAGCAAAAUGCUAGUGACACAAAUUGAAGCCAAGGAGGCCUGUGACUGGCUGAGAGCAGCGGGGUUUCCACAAUAUGCACAACUUUAUGAAGAUUUGCAGUUCCCAAUUGACAUUGGAAUUGUGAAGAAUGAUCAUGAAUUCUUGGAUCGAGAUGCUAUGGAAUCCUUGUACAGGCGUUUGAAUACCUUAAACAAGUGUGCAGCAAUGAAAAUUGAAAUAAAUCGCCACAGGAAAAGGAGUGAAGAAUCAGAAGAAGAUGAACCUUGUGCCAUAAGCAACAAGUGGUCUUAUCAAAGACAAAGCCAAAGAUGGUCCCGCCUGGAGAACCUGGAGUGUCCAUUGCCUGAUGAAGCAUCCAGUUUAUCCCUACCAAUUAUACCAGUUCUGAACAUUCCCAAGGAAGAUGCAGCAUUUUCAGUUCUCAUCGAUAAAAAUGACACCUCUUCUCUACACAGCUCAAGUAGUGGUGAGAGUGACAGCUCCCCCAAACCUUAUGAGGAAUUAGAGACUAGUAGAAGCUCUUCAAGAUGUUCCUCCAUCAAAUAUGUUUCUCUAGAUUCUACCUUUAGUCCUUCGCCUUCUCCCAGUGAAAUGCUCAAUAUUAUCAGCGAAGAAAAACUUACUGACAAACCCCCCAGUAAAAGGGGGAAGAGUCUGAUCAGGAAAAUGGAAAAACUGCGAAUAAGGAGUUCCACCUUAAAAAGAAACGCACAUUUAAAGGAUAAACCAGCUAUCAGUUGCCCUGUUCCGCUGGAUGGUCUUGAUGAAGAUAAGCUGCGGAAUCUUAAUUGUGUAAAUAUCUCUGAUCUUGCCGACACUCAUAGUAAAGCUGGAUAUUCAUGUUCUUCUCAAACAUGCAGCAGCAGUAGUCCAUCUGAAACCAGCAGCACUGUAAGCACUCCGAGUCCUAUUAUAAGAGUUAGAAGCCAUGGCAAAAGAGGUGGGCUAUAUGCAGAAGACUUUGAUCCUAGCAAGCUUUCACUGUGGAAUGAUAUCUCGGAACGUAAUUUUAGGAAUGAAAGGCACUUGCACGAACAGCAGAUAUUUCAGAUACCCCAAGGUCACAAACCUGGAACCUUUCCUAAAGCACUUACAAACAGUAUUUUAUCACCAAUUGACAAUACCUCUGUAAACUGGAGAACUGGAAGUUUCCAUGGUUGUAAUCGAAACAGAGUGAGGUCUAGCAGUUCCAAAGAUGCAGAGAUCCCUUCAAGCCCACGUUCACUUGUUGAUAACAGACUGAGUAUAUAUGACAACGUGCCAAACAUCCCAUUCCAUUUCAGCAAGCUUGAGUCUCCUGGAGACGACGAUGUCUUUUCAGAACUAGACAAUGUAAUGGAGCAUGUCAAUGGUCUUCGAAAACUGGUCAGUGAAUGGUCUGAAAAAUUCUCAGAUGAUGGAGAUUCUGACUUUGCCAAUGACUCUGUUUCACCGUGUCCAUCUUCCCCCAAAACUUUCGAUCUUGAAGUUAACGAGCACUUGCACGGCAAGUCAAAAACUCAUAUCAGUGAUGUGGAGAGGUGCAAACCGCGCACAGACAGCGAUUCUCCAAUCUUGCCGUAUAUAACUAUUUCCGAGAUUGAUUCCACAUUUACGGACUGUAGCAGACAAAGCCCAGAGCCUGUGAACCUUUCUAUGCAAGUUGACAGCCAAUCAGCCGCCCAUCUGAACAGGAUACAGAGACUUGCCUUGUUGAAAUUAACAGCAUUGAUGGAUAAAUAUUCUCCAUCAAGCAAGCAAGGAUGGAACUGGAAUGUGCCAAAGUUCAUACGUAAAAUCAGGGCUCCAGACUAUAAGGAGAAGAAUGUGUUUGGCGUACCAUUCCUUCUGAAUGUCCAAAGGACAGGGCACCCUAUCCCCAAGAGUAUUCUCCAGGCGAUGGAGUAUUUGCGGAUCCACUUUCUUGAUCAGGUUGGUCUGUUUAGAAAAUCUGGCGUCAAAUCCAGAAUCCAGUCCCUAAGAGAAAUGAAUGAACAGGAUUGCAAAUAUGUGAAUUACGAAGGGCAGUCUGCGUUUGACGUUGCAGACAUGGUGAAGCAGUAUUUCCGGGAUUUGCCUGAACCCAUAUUUACCAGCAAGCUCUGUGAAUCAUUCCUGCACAUUUAUCAGUAUCUACCGAAGGACCAGCAGUUUCUUGCUGUCCAGGCAGCCAUCCUCUUGCUUCCUGAUGAGAAUCGCGAUGCCCUUAAGAUUCUUCUCUACUUUCUCAGAGAUGUGGUUGCCUGUGUAACUGAAAACCAAAUGACUCCUACAAACAUCGCAGUGUGUCUUGCCCCCAGCCUGUUCCAUCUGAACACUUUCAGGAGAGAGAGCUCAUCAUCUUCCAGGUCAAGUCAACGGAAAUAUAGUCUUGGAAAACCAGACCAGAAAGACCUGAGUGAGAACCUGGCUGCAACUCAAGGCCUGGCUCACAUGAUUGCAGAAUGCAACAGACUGUUUCAGUUACCGGAUUACUGGUGUGAUCUGUGUCCAAGCAUUUGUGAUGUGCAGCCUAUCCACGCUGAAACUUCUGUCAACACAUCCACCAAUUCAUUAGCCGCUCACUGCAGUACCCUUAUCUCUCUGGAGAACUCUAUGCAGAGCCUCCUUCGAGAUGCUAAAGACAAGUACAGGAGCUGGGCGGCAUGUUCAGGAUUUGAACACGUUGAGCUGGCUUACAAAAAGGUAGAAACGGAUGAAUUUCCAAUAAGAAUGUGGAAAGCCUCCGCCGAAAUUGAGGCCACACCCCCCGCCGUCCUUCAGCACAUCUUAAGGGAGCAACACACUUGGGACCCCAAUUUGCAGCAGUGCAAGAUUGUAGAAGCCUUGGAUGAAGAUACAGAAAUAUAUCACUAUAUAACAGAAAGCAUGCCUCCCUUGCCAUGCAGAGAGUAUGUGGUUUUGAGGACAUGGAGGACCGACCCCCAGAGUGGCACCUGCAUUUUGGCGGCUACUUCAAUUGAAUGUGAAGAUGUUUCCAUCGGUGGGAUUCUGGGACAUGUCAUUUUGUGUCAGCACCUCAUAGAGAAUAUUGGCACUCAGAAGUGUAAAGUCACUCAUUCUUGUAGGACAGACACAAGGGGGCGGAGCACAGAAUGGUACAACAGAGUGUGUGGCCACAUGUGUGCAGCUGAGAUCUUAAGAAUAAAGAACUCUUUUAUUAAGAAGACAACAGUUAAGCCCUGAAGACGCCGAGGUGAAGAUGCUGUUUUCUGUUGAAGCAUGAAAAAUGGCGAAAAAAAAAAAAAAUCACCAGGAACUUGGAACCCGCGUCUCGUUCAGUAAAUCGUUUGUAAAUAUGGAAGUCACUUCUUUUUUAACUUUUAUAACUGAAGAAAAGGUACUUGAAUAUUUUUGACACAUACUUCUAUAAAACCCAUUUUAUUUAUGUUCAGAUUUAGAAUUAUACAGAGGCCUAGAGUAUAAUAAAUAAAUGUACAUAUCUUUUC
Molecule: messenger RNA, 3912 nt
Organism: Xenopus laevis (African clawed frog)
Lineage: Eukaryota; Metazoa; Chordata; Amphibia; Anura; Pipidae
Product: rho GTPase-activating protein 7
Exons: 14
Coding region: 491-3649 (1052 amino acids)
Source: RefSeq, a predicted model, not a curated record